CAAAUUGCCGCCAUUUUGAGCGGGCGGGUUCCCGGCGCGCGGCACGGCAGGGAGCCAGAGGCGAAGGUUGCGCGGCUCUAGGACCUAGGAAGGCGGCCGCUAUGGCACCUGGAUGCAAAACUGAGGUACGCAGUGUGAUAACGUCUCAGUCCAACCAACCAAGUAACGAAGGCGAUGCCAUCAGAGUUUUCAUCCGAAUCCGUCCACCUGCAGAGGGCGUGAGAGCCAGGACAGCGGAUGGAGAGCAAAGCUUGUGCCUCUCGGUGCUUUCCUCUACCACCCUGCGGCUGCACUCCAACCCUGAGCCCAGGACCUUCACGUUUGAUUAUGUGGCCGACAUGGACACCACUCAGGAGUCUGUGUUCUCGACAGUGGCAAAGAACAUUGUGGAGUCUUGCAUGAGCGGUUACAACGGCACCAUCUUCGCCUAUGGGCAGACAGGCUCUGGGAAGACAUUUACUAUGAUGGGACCAUCUGAAUCUGAUAAUUUUUCUCAUAAUUUGAGAGGAAUAAUUCCACGAAGCUUGGAGUAUUUGUUUUCCUUAAUUGAUCGUGAAAAAGAGAAGGCCGGCGGGGAAAAAAGCUUCCUGUGUAAGUGCUCCUUCAUCGAGAUCUACAAUGAACAGAUCUAUGACCUGCUGGACUCAGCAUCGGCGGGGCUCUUCCUGCGGGAACACAUCAAGAAGGGGGUGUUUGUCAUUGGCGCAGUGGAGCAGGUGGUCACCUCGGCCGCAGAGGCCUAUCAGGUGCUGUCUAGAGGGUGGAAGAACAGGCGUGUGGCAUCAACAUCAAUGAACAGGGAGUCCUCCAGAUCUCAUGCAGUCUUUACAGUCACAGUAGAGUCCAUGCAGAAGAGCAGUGAGGUUGUGAAUAUCCGGACCUCCCAACUCAACCUGGUGGACUUAGCAGGAUCUGAAAGGCAAAAAGAUACACAUGCAGAGGGAAUGAGACUAAAGGAAGCAGGUAACAUAAACCGAUCAUUGAGCUGCCUGGGACAAGUGAUUACUGCACUGGUGGAUGUGGGCAAUGGGAAGCAGAGACAUGUGUGUUACAGAGACUCCAAGCUUACUUUCUUACUGCGGGACUCUCUUGGUGGUAACGCCAAAACAGCCAUAAUUGCAAAUGUUCAUCCCGGAUCCAGGUGUUUUGGAGAGACACUAUCAACUCUGAAUUUUGCUCAAAGAGCCAAACUGAUUAAAAACAAGGCGGUGGUGAAUGAAGACACCCAGGGGAAUGUGAGCCAGCUCCAGGCCGAAGUGAGGAGGCUUCGAGAGCAGCUGGCCCAGCUUGCUUCUGGGCAGAGCCCCCAGGACAGCUUCCUGCCCAGAGAGAAGACCAAGUACAAGGAGUGUUUCCUGGAGGCUAUGUUACUGUUUAAGAAAUCCGAACAGGAAAAGAAGUCUCUGGUAGGAAAAAUUACCCAGUCAGAAGAUCUCAUCCUCAAAAAGGAAAAGUUUAUUCAGUCUUACAAAAUGAUCGUGAAGCUGCGUGAGGCCUACAUCGUGCGCCUGGAGAAGCUGCUCAAGGAGCCCCCGGGCAGCUUCCUGGCCGAGGAGCAGGACCGGCUGCUUUCAGAACUGCGGGCUGAGGUUCAGAUGCUGCGAGAGCAGAUAGAGCACCACCCCAGAGUGGCGAAGUAUGCCAUGGAAAACCAUUCCCUCAGGGAGGAAAACAGAAGGCUGAGAUUAUUAGAACCCGUGAAGAGAGCCCAGGAAAUUGAUGCCCAGACCAUUGCCAAACUAGAAAAGGCUUUCUCUGACGCAUCUGACACAGAGAGAGGUGACAAAGGUCAACCAGAAUUUUCUCCCAACGCUCCGAGAGAACCAAGUUCAUUCACAAAUGUAGAAAAGUUAAAAGCACAGCUCCUGCAAGUUCAGACAGAGCUGAAUAAUUCGAAGCAAGAAUGGGAAGAAUUCAAAGAACUAACCCGGAAGAAGCAGCUAGAAUCGGAAUCAGAGAUUCAGUCUUUGCGAAAAGCAAACCUUAAUCUCGAAAACCUUUUAGAAGCAACAAAAGCCUGCAAGCGGCAAGAAGUGUCUCAACUGAAUAAAAUUCACGCGGAAACACUUAAGAUUAUAACUACACCGACCAAGGCUUACCAACUUCGUUCUCGAUUAGUACCGAAGUUAAGCCCUGAAAGCGGGAGCUUUGGCUCUGUGCACACUCAGAACUGCAGUGAAUUAGACAAUGAUAUAUUAAGUGAGCCCAUUCCUCCCGAGAUGAGUGAGCAAGCUUUCGAAGCCCUUUCUGAAGAGCUUAUAAUGGUGCAGGAACAAAUGAGUGCUCUUCAGGUCAAGCUGGAUGAAGAAAAUCAUAAAAAUCUAAAACUUCAGCAGCAUGUUGACAAACUGGAACACCAUUCUGCACAGAUGCAGGAGCUUUUCUCAUCUGAAAGAACAAGUUGGACCAACCAGCAUCAAGAGCAUCUCCUGCAGCUCAGUAUCCUGGAGAAACAGCUUCGAGACUCACAGACUGAGAAUGACCUUUUGAAAAGCGAGGUGCGUGACCUGCGACUUGUCCUUCACUCUGCUGACAAGGAGCUGUCUUCGGUAAAACUGGAGUAUGGUUCCUUCCGAGACAGUCAAGAGAGAGAGCUCGGCCAGCUGUCGGAGCGGCACCUUCACACACAGCUGCAGCUGGACAGCAUCAGAUUAGAAAAUGAAAAACUUCUCGAGAGCCAAGCCUGCCUUCAGGAUUCCUACGACAACUUACAGGAAGUAAUGAAGUUUGAAAUCGACCAACUUUCAAAAAGCCUCCAAAACUACAAGAAAGAAAAUGAAGCUGUGAAGUGUGACCUGAAUCGUUUGACUGAGCUUUAUGAAGCAGAAAGAGAGCGCAGCAGCAGGUUGGCAUUACAGUUUGAAGAAGAUAAAGAAAACAGUUCUAAAGAAAUUGUGAAAGUUCUUGAGGCUGCUCAUCAGGAGAAACAGAAAGAGAUGGCCAAGUCUGAACGUCAGAUGGCAGAAAUACAGAAACUGGAAGAGAGCUUGCUUGCUGCUGAGAAAGCAACCAGUUCCCUGGAAAAGUCUAGAGAUGCUGAUAAGGAAGUUAUAGCUGACCUCACAAACCAGAUCCAGGAGCUCAGAGCAUCUGUGUGUGAGAAAGCUGACACCAUCGACACCCUGAGGGAGGAGCUGGAGGACCUGGUUUGCAAAUACAACUCUGCUUUGGCCGACAGAGAAGAAAGCCAAGAGCUGAUCCAGAGGCAGGAAGCUGAAAUUCUGGACCUGAAAGAAACUGUUAGGCUGAGAAAACUCUCUGAUGACAUCGAGAGGGACAUGCUCUGUGAGGAUCUGGCUCAUGCCACCGAGCAGCUGAACAUGCUCACUGAGGCCUCCAGAAAGCACUCAGGGCUGCUGCAGUCCACGCAGGAGGAGCUGGCCAGGAAGGAGGCCCUGAUCCAGGAACUUCGAUGCGAGCUAAACCAAAAGCAAGAGGAAGUGGAACAGAAGAAGAAUGAAUAUAAUUUCAAAAUGCGGGAACUGGAGCGCGUGAUGAGCUCAGCUGCCGAGUACCCCCAGAGCCCUCAGACGCCACCUCACUUUCAAGCACAUUUGGCAAAACUGCUGGAAACGCAAGAGCAAGAGAUAGAAGACGGAAGAGCCUCGAAGACCUUUUUGCAACAGCUCGUAACAAAGCUAAAUGAAGACAGAGAAGUCAAGAAUGCUGAAAUCCUCAGAAUGAAGGAGCACUUGUGUGAGAUGGAAAAGCUGCACCUGGAGAACCAGCAGCUGAAAGAGAGAAACUGGCUCCUGCAGGGGCAGCUGGAUGACAGGGAAGGAGAGAGGGACAGCAGCAAUUGGAAUCCCCUGGAGAAUCAACAGCUGAAGAAGGAACAUGAAGAAGAGAUUGUCAAAGAAAGACUUGCUAAAAGCAAAAUAGCUGAAGAAAUGCAGAAAAUGAAAACAGAUCUGAGAAAAGUCCAAGGUACCCUGCAGAGCAGAGAGCUGGACUGCCUCCGAAUGGCCGAGGAGGUUGAGCGCAUGCACACACUGGAGGCUAAAGCGUUCCAGGAAAAGGAACAGCUGAGAUCGAAACUAGAGGAGAUGUAUGAGGAGAGAGAGAGAAACUUUCAGGAGAUGGAGAUGCUGAGGGACCAGGUGGAGUUCCUCACUGAGGAAAAUGGCAAGCUGGCAGGCCACCAGAACCCGCUGCAGAAGAUUCACUAUGUGAUCCGCCUGAAGAAGGAGAUCGAAAAGCUGCGCGCUGAAAAUGCAGUUUUAAAAGAAAAGAAAAAGACUGAAUCCUAAGGAGCCCGGUCAGCUCUGUGGGCCUCGCCUUGUUGGAAAUGUUUCUUUCUCCCUCACUUAGUAGUGAGAGCUCCUCAUUAACCCAGGAGCUGAGAGCCGAGGUGCUGUCCCCAUCAGCAGGGUGCUUCUGACCGUCAGCAGUCUGCUGCGAGCGCUGCAUAAAGACGGGAAAACCUGUUUGUCUUCUGAAGUUAAAGGCCUGUAGUUAAGGUCUGUAGUGGAUAUUAGUCAGAUCAGUUUUUCUUAAAUUAUCUCCAUGGUUCUCGUGGUGCUGACAAUACUCGGUGGUUCCAGAAUGUGGGAGGGGUGAUGGCUGAGUCUGUGGCACACUCAUCACUCUGAUUGUUUGUGUACUUCCCUUUUGUUUCCGUUUGGUUUGGUUUUUCACAGUGCUGCGGACCCAACUCAGGGCCUCGCACACAGCAGCAGGCAAGCACUCUGCCUCUGAGCCACCUUACCGCUCCAUAUUUUUGUAUUCUUAAAAGUAUUUUCAUGAGCAUUUUCUACAACUGUAAAUAUGGACUUUUUUGAAAUAAAAUCUUUGUUAAAUAAUAAA
This is a messenger RNA of Cavia porcellus (domestic guinea pig), 4806 nucleotides long. RefSeq names its product kinesin family member 15 (gene Kif15). Gene Ontology annotation, molecular function: ATP binding; microtubule motor activity; microtubule binding. NCBI's taxonomy places the organism in Eukaryota, Metazoa, Chordata, Mammalia, Rodentia, Caviidae. The record is from RefSeq and is a predicted model, not a curated record. The coding region runs from base 102 to 4250 and encodes 1382 amino acids. Gene Ontology annotation, biological process: microtubule-based movement. The transcript is spliced from 35 exons.